ACCACAGUUAACAAAACAAAAUUGCUCUUUGUAAAAGUCGUGAAUUUGCUGAAAUAUGUUUUAUAUACAAAAUAGUGCAUUAUUCACAGCAAGAUCAAUAUAAAAAUGGAAUUAUCUCCUAGUGGACAAUCUGUUGAUAAAAAACCCAUUUUAACACCAGACGGACUUAUACAAACAUCAAAUCCUUCCGAAAACAACACGGCGGCCGAACAAGCUUCCAACCCAUCAUCGCCGGCAACAGGCCAAAGCACAAAUUUGAGAGCGAUUUUACCUGUCAUAUACGAAAUUAUUCGCUGUGUUGAAAAGGACCCCCUUGAUAACGCGACCAAACAACGGGAAUCCCAAGAGUGUAGUCAAAAAAUAAUAGAAUUGCAGAAACGUUUCGACAUUGCAAGAACUGAAGUAAAACAGUUGCCAGGGAUAGACUACAAUAAAGAAGAGCAGCUUCAACGUUUAGAACUUCUACGAAACCAAUUAAAGCUUAAGCAACAACUUAUUCGAAAAUAUAAGGACAUUCAGCUUUAAAAAAUUACUUA
Bactrocera tryoni is the source of this 536-nucleotide messenger RNA. It is a transcript of the gene MED9, whose product is annotated as mediator of RNA polymerase II transcription subunit 9. The record is from RefSeq and is a predicted model, not a curated record. Gene Ontology annotation, biological process: regulation of transcription by RNA polymerase II. Gene Ontology annotation, molecular function: transcription coregulator activity. Gene Ontology annotation, cellular component: mediator complex. The transcript has 3 exons. Bases 106 to 525 code for a protein of 139 amino acids. Lineage: Eukaryota; Metazoa; Arthropoda; Insecta; Diptera; Tephritidae.